Messenger RNA from Lactuca virosa, 1191 nucleotides. Lineage: Eukaryota; Viridiplantae; Streptophyta; Magnoliopsida; Asterales; Asteraceae. The record is from the annotation of a GenBank genome assembly.
AUGGACACCAUUUCCUUUGCCAUUCAAUUUUGUUUUUUGCAGAAACCUGAUCAUUUAGCUGGCUUAUCAACUGGAUUAUGUCGGAGCCAUCAUCAACCACAUAUAUCUGUAACAACAACUCAUUCAUUGACAAUUGCUGGCAUCAAAUUUGCGGGGAUGCAUAGUCUAAUGCAAUCUGUUAACAAGGUGAAAUCACUGGCUACUUUCCAGCAUGAUGAGAAAUGCAAAGUUGGUGCUUACUUUUGGUUGGAUACUUGCAUGUUUGUUGGAAACAGUGACUUAUGUGGGAAGCAAAUUAAUAAGUUAUGCAAAGAUGAAGUUGGAAAUCAACAGCCUACAGGGAAUCAAAAUGUGAAAAAGAAUUCUGGAAGGUUACUUAUGAGUGCUUCUGCUACUGUUGGUGCAUUGCUUCUUGUUGCCCUUAUGUGUUUCUGGGGUGCAUCGAUUGUGAUGUUUCAUGGAGACUUGCCAUACUCAUCAAAGGAUAUAAUAAAAAAGCUGGAAGCUUUAAAUGAUGAGCAUAUAAUUGGUGCUGGAGGAUUCGGAACAGUCUACAAGCUUUCAAUGGAUGAUGGAAAUGUUUUUGCUUUAAAAAGAAUCGAUACUUCAAAACUCUUGCUCUAUGACUACUUAGCAGGUGCCAGCCUAGAUGAAGCUCUCCAUGAAAACGGUGAUGAACAAUUGGCAUGGGAGAAACGGGUGAAGAUAAUCAUGGGAGCUGCAAAAGGGCUGGCUUAUUUGCAUCAUGACUGUUCCCCUCGAAUUAUACACCGUGAUAUAAAAUCAAGCAACAUUUUGCUUGAUGGAAAUUUCAAGGCUCGGGUUUCUGAUUUUGGACUUGCAAAAUUGCUGGAAGAUGAAGAAUCUCACAUCACCACCAUUGUUGCAGGAACUUUUGGAUACUUAGCUCCAGAAUACAUGCAAAGUGGCAGAGCAACAGAGAAGACGGAUGUUUAUAGUUUUGGUGUGCUGAUGCUUGAGGUUGGGGGGACACCUGUAAUGGAACAGAUGAUUGUUGCUGGAAAGGUUGUUCCUAUUUUACAGUUGGAACAUGGAGUAGUUGUUGUUAGAGUGUAUAUAGGGUCAUUCAUGACUUUUCUUGAUAUGGCAGAGCAAGCAAUUUUGCAACGCCUGGAUGUUGCAACUAAGGCUCUGCAUUGGCCUAUUGGUGUUGAUGGUUGGUGGAUAUAG